Molecule: messenger RNA, 1062 nt
Organism: Cyphellophora europaea CBS 101466
Lineage: Eukaryota; Fungi; Ascomycota; Eurotiomycetes; Chaetothyriales; Cyphellophoraceae
Exons: 1
Coding region: 1-1062 (353 amino acids)
Biological process (GO): carbohydrate metabolic process
Molecular function (GO): hydrolase activity, hydrolyzing O-glycosyl compounds
Source: RefSeq, a predicted model, not a curated record
AUGGUUGCGAUACCCACCUAUCUUUUGGCCGCUUCGGCGGCCUCACAGAUCAAGUCGAGAUCACCAGAGCCGGCUGUCGAAUCACAAGACUCGGCAGGGUUCUAUGGCUCAGUGAUAGGUCCUGUAGUCGGCGGCAACUUCCCUGAUCCCGCAGUCAUCUACGAUGCUGGUACUUCAUACGCUUACUCGACGAACUCUGCGGGUGUGCACAUUCCCAUGGCGUCUUCUCAAGACAACGCUUCCUGGUCCGUCAUGACUGGUCAUGAUGCCCUACCGAGCCUCGGACCAUGGGAAACCGACGGCCAAAUCUGGGCCCCUGAUGUUAUCCGUACUGACUCUGGAUUUGUGCUGUACUACGCCGCCGCCACAAAGGCCAGCAACGGCCAAUACCACUGCAUCGGCGUUGCCACGAGCGAGGACCCUACGGGCCCCUUCGCCCCUCAAGAUCAGCCACUCAUCUGCCCCGAUGGCCCUUCCACAGGGGGCGCUAUCGAUCCGGAUGGGUUCCAGGACAGCGACGGCAAACGCUACAUUGCCUACAAGCUCGAUGGCAACGCAAAUGGCAACGGCGGCAACUGCAACAACGGCAUCGCCCCUUUCCAAAACACGCCCAUCAUGUUGCAGGAAGUCGAUCAAGACGGCGUGACGCUCAUCGGCGGUCCUACACAGAUUCUGGAUCGUGACGAGGCAGACGGCCCGCUCGUCGAGGCGCCCUCGCUGCACCGAUCUGACGAGGGUAUUUACUUUCUUUUCUUCGCUAGCAACUGCUUUUCUUCGCCGCAGUAUGCUACCUCGUACGCCACCGCCACGUCCGUCGGUGGACCCUACACCAAGGCUGCGCGUCCGUUGCUGGUGACGGGCGAUGGGCCUGACGUCUACGGCCCCGGUGGCCUCGACAUCAUGGCCGGCGGCAACUUGGUCAGCUUUCACGGCAUCUUGGGCCAGAGUGCGUCGCCUGCGAGGGCGGACGUUGGCGGUACCCAGGGUCCUUUGGUCAGGGGGAUGUAUACGGGGCAGAUGACGUUUGGUGGACGGGAGGUGAGCUUCCAGGUCUCAUCGUAA